AGGGAUAUGGAAUUUGAUCUCGAAGAAGAUCGAGAGGGCUGUCUCUAUGGACUAGAAACGGAUGAGAAAUGCAAACCCCCAGAUGUGCUUAGAGUGACCCAGAUCUUUACCGAGGCCGACUCUACACCCGACGCGAAGCGCAAUGGAGGUGCUACUGCCGAUGACCUGGUGCAGGGCCAGCUGGAGGACUGCUGGUUCUUAGCUGCCCUCGCGACUGUAUGUACUGCGAGCACUGGCAAGGAGACAAAUUGGAUAGAGGAGCAUAUCAGCGUCGCGCAUCAUCCUAGAAUCGGUGUUUACGGUUUUAUUUUUUUUCGGGAUGGGUGUUGGGAGGAUGUUGUAAUAGACGACCUCCUCUUCGUGCAUUCACCCAAAUAUGAAACAUUGCCGCCGGAGGAGCAACUUCGCUUUCGGAGAGAUAAACAUCGAUACGAUACGGAGGCUCGAACUGGAUCUAAAUCCCUCUACUUCGCUUCAUCUGGAACCGAAGGCGAGACAUGGGUUCCAUUAAUUGAAAAGGCUUUUGCGAAGCUGAACGGAGACUAUGCUGCAUUGAACUAUGGCUUUGUGUGCGAUGCUGUAGAGAGUCUCACUGGGUUAGUGCCACGCACUUCAAAGCUACUGUUUCUCUCACAAGAGCGUUUCAGGGGAGUUUAUAACUGUUUUCACCUACACGAUGUGCUCGACAGAGAUAAAUUUUGGAACGAAGAGUUGAUGAAGCAUUAUGAAGAACACGCAUAUUCGGUGAUCGAUGCUAUCGAGCAUCCUGAAACUAAGAAACGCUUCCUCAAAAUUCGGAAUCCUUGGGGUAGUGGCGGCGAGUGGGACGGGCCGUGGUCAGACGGGUCAAGCGAAUGGACACAGUUAUUCCCUAUCGAUGUCGAUAAGCUCAAUCAUACGUUCGGGAACGAUGGCCAAUUUAUCAUGGAAUACGACGAUUUCAUGUCCACGUGGUCAUACGUGGAUCGUACCAAGUUAUUCAACCGUCGUUGGGUCUAUAGCUUUCAUUGGCUCAACGUCUCAGCCCGUCCCCGACCUUCUGCGUGGAGCCCUGGUGACGUAUCUUUUACUGUUAAAAUAGCAAAGAGGACUCCGGCUAUAUUUGUGCUGUCUCAGUUGGACGAUCGCGCCUUCCAAGAAUUGUCAGGAUGCUACAAGUGGUCUUUCGACUUCGUUGUGUACAAAGAGGGUCCGGAGAAACGAGAGGUCGGGAGAUCCACGCAUGAAAGACUAUGGCGGCGCAGCGUGAAUCUCGAGUUGGACAACCUAGAAGAGGGCACCUACAUUGUUCACGUAUGGCUAUAUGUUGUUGGUAAUUGCUAA
Molecule: messenger RNA, 1323 nt
Organism: Gloeophyllum trabeum ATCC 11539
Lineage: Eukaryota; Fungi; Basidiomycota; Agaricomycetes; Gloeophyllales; Gloeophyllaceae
Product: cysteine proteinase
Exons: 11
Biological process (GO): proteolysis
Cellular component (GO): cytoplasm
Molecular function (GO): calcium-dependent cysteine-type endopeptidase activity
Source: RefSeq, a predicted model, not a curated record